AUGAAUUUACAAAAUGAAUCCACGAUAAAAAGUGUUGAAAAAUUUAGUAAAAUACAAUCUCUAUCACAAAAGAAACAUAAUUAUUUCCCGCCGACUAGCGAAGACAACCAACUGAUAGACGAUGAAAUAGCAUUAUUCUUAAAACAGUCAUCGGAUUCUAAAGUAAAUUUAGCGAUAGAAAACGACGUUGACUUUAAAUUAGGGGUAAAGGAGAAACCUAAAUUACAGGAAAAUACGAUUUACACUCGUAAAUUAAGAAGUAUUAACUCACAUAGUUUGGAUGUAAACAGUAAUAAAAAUCUAAUAAAAACGGUUUGUAUCGAAAAUGACCUAGAAAUAAACGAUGUUUUGAAUAACUCGACAAAUGAUUGUAUCGUGAAGAAUAUCGAACAGAAAAAUGUAAUGAAUAAUAAUAAUUCAGCGCCACCAUUAAAUGAAGUUAAACGUGACCUACAAUCCUUGUUGAUAAUGAUGGCCAUCAAUUCAGAUAUGGAUGAUAAUGCUGAGUCUGAUGAUUUUCUAGGACAGAAAAAAAUCUUAGAAGAAGAUUCCAGUAAAUAUGUCACACAUGAUAAAACUUCCAAUCAAUUAGAGUCACCAUAUAAUUUCCAAUCACAAGAUUUAGUAAAGUUUUUACAUGUAUCUUCUGUUAGAAAAAAAUUGAGUUAUCACGAAAAAUAUAUUUCAAAGAAAUAUAUAAGGAAAUGGCAAUUAUACGUUUCAAAUAGGAAAGAAAAUUUGGCUCUAAAACAGAGACAGGAAACACUCAAUAAUUUUUUCGAUAAACUUUCAAGGAAGAAAAAUAAUGCAAUUAACGAAAUGGAAUCUGCUGCAAAGUCGAAGUUUAGCGUUCGAGAUUAUAACACCUAUCAGCAAAGGUACAAGGUUCAAAAACACAUAAUUGCGCUACAAAAAAGUAAAUUAGAAGAGCAGAAUAAAGUUAUAGAACAACUCAAAUAUAACAAAAUUGUCGAAUGUUCACGAAAUUCAGUUGACGAAAUGCGAGAAGAUAUUCGUAAAACUUACUUCGAGAUUGACAAGCACUUGAAACCAAAAAUAAAGUGUUUAACGAAUGAACUAAAAAUAAAAGAAUUUGAAGAACCCGCAUUGGUGCUGCAUUGUUUAAAAGUACCUCAGUUUCUACAAAGAAUGGAAAGAAGAGCACGAGAAAGAGAAGAGAAACACGCAAUGAUACGAGAGAGAAGAAAACAAAUAGAAGAGGAACGUAUUAAACAGAAACAGCAGGCAGAACUAGCGAAAUUAGAGAUUGAUAAAGAAGAGAAGAUGAAGAGGAUCAAAGAACUUAGAGACAAAAGGAAGAGAGAAAGAAUUGAAACCAUAAGAAAAAAACAACACGUCGAAAAGUUGAGGGCAUUAAUAGUAAUGGCAGAUUUACACUAUGAAAAAUAUUUGGUUAUAAAAUAUGGAAUAAGACCAUUACGAAGACUGAUCGAUAUUAAACACGAGAACAUAGAAAAGGCCAAAGCUCAUUACAGAUUUCAGCUGCUGAGGAAUGUCUUUUUAAAUUGGAUGUGGUAUACUGAAGAUAUGUGGUUUGAUAGAAAUUAUAAAGCCGAUGACCUCAAUAGGAAAAAUAUAUUGAAGAAAGCUUUUACUGGUUUUAAAAAGAACCAUCAUGAGUAUGUAUUGAAAAAACAAGUAGCUGAAGAUUAUUAUGAUUUGUACGUGACAAAAGUAGUAUUUAGGAAAUUCGUUCAGGGCAUUGACGUUGUUAAGAAAGAAUUUGAAGUAAAAUGGAAAAAGGCUGUAACGUACUAUAACAGCAAUAUUUUAUUUAAAACGUUUACUUGUUGGCGAACCUUACCGGCUCUGAACGCUUUGAAGAGAGAGCAGGAUGCAAGAAAAUUGAGAUGGAGAGAGAAAGUGUUGUUAGUCGUCCCGGAUUAUAUUCCUCCAGAAGAUUAACAAAAGACGAUUGCACUCUUUCAAUGAUAAGAUGUCAUCCUAUUUGUUUGGCG
Molecule: messenger RNA, 1979 nt
Organism: Vanessa atalanta (red admiral)
Lineage: Eukaryota; Metazoa; Arthropoda; Insecta; Lepidoptera; Nymphalidae
Product: serine/threonine-protein kinase 10
Exons: 6
Coding region: 1-1926 (641 amino acids)
Molecular function (GO): phosphatase binding
Source: RefSeq, a predicted model, not a curated record